Messenger RNA from Anolis sagrei ordinatus, 3095 nucleotides. It is a transcript of the gene NVL, whose product is annotated as nuclear VCP like. NCBI's taxonomy places the organism in Eukaryota, Metazoa, Chordata, Lepidosauria, Squamata, Anolidae. Gene Ontology annotation, cellular component: nucleus. Gene Ontology annotation, molecular function: RNA binding; ATP hydrolysis activity; preribosome binding. Gene Ontology annotation, biological process: ribosome biogenesis. The record is from RefSeq and is a predicted model, not a curated record.
AUGGAUGCCUUGGCACAAAUAGGGAUCUGUUGUGGAAAUGUCUCUGUUUUUCCCCCCUGCUGGACUGAAAGUCUAUUACGAGGAUUCGUUUUUGAAGUUUGGGGAGGCAGCUUUCCGCAGCAAUGGCUGCUUUCCGGAGAAUCAGGCGCUUAGGCCAGCCCCCGAGGGCCUCAUGCAAGGCCUGGCUCCGCCUUCGACGUGAGAGUGGAGCUGAGCGCUGUGGGGCCGCCAUGCGGAAUCGUGCGGGGAGCCACUUCGUCCUGGGAGACCGCGGGCUCAAGCAGCGGGUGAAGCAGUACCUGACUAGUAAUAAAUGUGGCCAGUAUGUUGACAUCAGAAUUUUAGCUGCAGAUCUACAGAAAACAUACAGUGCUGAUUAUGGGCGACGAAAAAGAAAUGCCUUUAGAAUACAGGUUGAGAAGGUUUUUAGGCUCAUCAAUGAUGAGUUGAAGACUGAGGAUUUUGCAGCUCUGGAGGAUGAACAUCUGGCUAAGAAAGCAAGACACACAGGAGAGGAAAAUGAUUCAGAAAGCUGCUUGGAUACCUCCGACACUGAGACAGAACUACCUCCCUCAAAUCACAUGAACACAUCUUUAUUGGACUUGUACCGGAAAGGAAAUCCAGACUGUCUUCCAGAAUCUGCUAAAAAUGGGCUGACAAAGUGCAGCACACCUUCACAAACAGUGAUGCCUGGCUCAAAUGCAGUUCUUCCACAAGUAUCAUCUGAGACAAGGAUUUCAGAAGGUGGAUGGUUUAUUGAUAAAAACCCAAGCAGAAAAGAGAAAGACUUUUUUAUCGAUCUUUGUGAAGAAGAAGAGAGUGAUGGUGUCAAACAGGUGACAGAGAAUGCCAAAGAUGUUUCUUUCCUGGAGACUCCAUCAACGAAAAACAGAAACAGGCGAAGUAAAAGGAGAAAAGAAGAAUUUCAGGAUGUAGAAGAAGAAAUACAGUCCGCUCUGAGGAAACAGAAAGUUAAAUCAAAAGGUGUGGAACUGCGGACUUCUUCAGUGAAAUUUGAGGACAUAGGAGGCAAUGAUGAGACUUUGAAGGAAGUAUGCAAGAUGCUGGUGCACAUCCGUCAUCCUGAAGUGUACAACCACUUAGGAGCUGUUCCACCCCGAGGAUUUCUCUUACAUGGGCCCCCAGGCUGUGGAAAAACAUUACUAGCACAGGCAAUCGCUGGGGAACUUGAACUGCCAAUACUUAAAGUAGCUGCUACUGAGAUUGUGUCAGGAGUAUCUGGUGAAUCAGAACAAAAGCUACGGGAGCUCUUUGACCAAGCUGUGGCCAAUGCCCCAUGCCUUCUGUUCUUAGACGAAAUUGAUGCCAUCACACCCAAAAGGGAAGUUGCUUCAAAGGAUAUGGAACGGAGAAUUGUGGCCCAGCUUCUGACUUGCAUGGAUGACCUGAAUAAUCUGGCUGGCACUGCUCAGGUGCUGGUAAUUGGAGCAACCAACAGGCCUGACUCGUUGGAGCCAGCCUUGAGACGUGCAGGAAGAUUUGACCGAGAAAUUUGUUUGGGAAUUCCAGAUGAAGCAGCCAGAGAAAAAAUCCUAAAGACACUCUGUCGAAAACUUAGACUCCGAGAAUCCUUUGACUUUGGUCACUUGGCUCAUAUGACUCCCGGCUACGUUGGUGCUGAUCUCAUGGCACUGUGCCGUGAGGCAGCAAUGUGUGCAGUCAAUAGAGUUCUUGUUAAACCGGAUGUCAAGAAACAGGAAGUAAUGAGAAAGGAAGAAGGAGCAUCUGGACAAGACAUGAAGAGGAAUAUAGAAGAGUUUGCAAGAAACGAUACUGAAGAGACAGAUCUACCCACUAAAGAUGAAUUGCAAAGGCUGCUGCAGUUGCUAAAGGAACCAGAUCCACUGGGGGAGGAUCAGUUGCAAAAGCUGUCCAUUGAGUUGAAUGACUUCAUUGUUGCACUGUCUUCAAUGCAACCCUCUGCCAAGAGAGAAGGCUUUGUCACAGUCCCCGAUGUGACGUGGGCAGACAUUGGAGCCCUAGAGGACAUUCGAGAGGAGCUCACCAUGGCAAUACUGGCACCAGUUAGGAAUCCUGAACAGUUCCAAGCUCUUGGCCUCACUGCUCCAGCUGGAAUACUCCUUGCUGGCCCUCCAGGUUGUGGCAAAACACUGCUUGCUAAGGCUGUCGCAAAUGAGUCUGGACUGAACUUCAUUUCUGUGAAAGGCCCUGAACUAUUGAAUAUGUAUGUUGGGGAAAGUGAACGGGCCGUACGUCAGGUUUUCCAGCGUGCAAGGAAUUCAGCACCUUGCGUCAUUUUCUUCGAUGAAGUUGAUGCUUUGUGUCCUCGGAGAUCCGACCAUGAGUCAGGUGCCAGCGUCCGGGUAGUGAACCAGUUGCUAACAGAGAUGGAUGGGCUAGAAUCUCGUCGUCAGGUUUUUAUUAUGGCAGCUACAAACAGGCCAGAUAUUAUUGAUCCAGCUAUUUUGCGCCCAGGAAGAUUGGAUAAAACACUCUAUGUGGGUUUGCCACCACCUAUGGAUCGCGUUGCCAUUUUAAAGACAAUCACUAAAGAUGGAACCCGGCCCCCACUUGACACUGAUGUGGAUCUUGAAGAAAUUGCUUGCAAUCCUUGUUGUGAUUGUUAUACGGGGGCGGAUCUUUCGGCUUUAGUGCGAGAAGCUUCUCUUUGUGCCCUGAAAGAGGAAAUGGCAGCAUUCAGCACCACAAACAGGAAAGGAGAAAUUAAGAUUACCAAAAAAAACUUCGAAGAAGCUUUUAAAAAAGUGAAAUCAUCUGUAUCAAGAAAGGACCAAGUAAUGUAUGAAGAACUGCGCCAGUCACUGAGCAGGUGAUAGUGGAUGAGAAAAAGGGGAGGCAUGGAAUUUCCUAUGAAGAAUUCUCCUGACAGUCUGUUUUCCAACCAGCUAAUCGUGAAGCAGGAUGGAUUUUCUUCACUGCUGAUCUUUCAUUGCUGGACUCUAUUCCAAAAAGGAAUGACUUUUUUCGCCAGCCAUUUGACAGUUGAUCCUAAUAAGCUGUGCUGGAAGUAUACACAGUUUUAAUAUCAAAAUCCUCCCAUUGUAAUUCCGUUUCCAGUUUGUAAAUAAACCAGGAUAUUUAAUACACAAAAA